CGCGACUAGAAUAGUCUGAUUUUACGUCGCGUUUAGUCAAGGAAAUGGCAUUGCGACUCCCCUCUCGACGGCUAGUCGCAGCAGUGCGCAUACCGCGCGUCAAUUGGACUUCUUCGCGAUACGCCUCCUCUGCCACCUCCGCCUCUUUAAAGGACUCCGGUCUCUUGCAGGAUGUGAAGGACUCAAUUGUAAGGAGCUCUUCUCUCCCAACUCCCGAUCCUCCCUCUUCGUCGAAGACAGCCGGCCUCGUGAAUUCGCAACUUCCAUAUAUGGUCCCCACCUAUGUCCGCCCACCGCCCAUGUUCGAGAAAGGGAAGGGUUGCUAUCUUUGGGAUGUUGAGAAUAGAAAAUACUUAGAUUUCACCGCUGGCAUUGCUGUCAACGCGUUGGGCCAUUGUGACGCAGGAAUGGCUGAAGUGAUUGCGGAGCAGGCUCAGCGCCUCGUUCACACUUCCAAUCUGUACCACAAUCCAUACACCGGCCUCCUCUCGAAGCAGAUAAUCCAGCUCACACACGCUACAGGCGGCAUGAGCACGGCAGCUCGGACAUUCAUCUGUAAUAGCGGAUCCGAGGCCAACGAAGCCGCCAUAAAGUUUGCGCGCAAAGUGGGAAAGUCAGUGUCACCGGAGAAGCCAAAGUUCGAAAUUGUAUCCUUCCAUAACUCUUUCCACGGCCGGACAAUGGGGAGUUUGAGUGCCACACCAAAUCCCAAAUAUCAAGCACCAUUUGCACCGAUGGUUCCCGGGUUUAGAUAUGGGACUUACAACGAUAUAGAUGCCGUUAAGGACCUCGUGACAGAAGAAACAUGUGGCGUUAUUGUAGAACCUAUUCAGGGCGAGGGUGGCGUCAAUGUUGCAACUCCUGAGUUUCUUCUUGCGUUAAGGAAGCGAUGCUCUGAAGUCAAUGCUGUCCUCAUUUUUGAUGAGAUCCAAUGCGGUUUGGGCAGAACAGGAACCUUCUGGGCACACGCAGGCUACUCCAAGGAAUGCCACCCAGACAUAUUGACAACAGCGAAGGCUCUUGGUAACGGAUUCCCAAUUGGUGCCACCAUUGUCAACAACUUUGUGUGCAAGCACAUCAAAAUCGGGGACCACGGUACUACAUUUGGAGGCAACCCGUUAGGGUCUCGCAUAGCAUCUUACAUCCUCUCCCGAUUAUCUUCUCCAGAGAUACUAGACGCAAUACCUAGAAAGGAGCAGGCUUUCCGACAGCACUUCGCCACUCUCCAAUAUCGAUUUCCUGACCAGAUUGCUGAGGUUAGGGGCAAGGGAUUGAUCCUUGGGCUUCAAUUGAACUCUGAUCCAACACCGAUUAUCACUGCAGCUAGGGAGAGGGGCUUGCUAGUCAUCACCUGUGGCACAAAUACCUUGAGAUUUGUGCCCCCGCUCGUAGUAACUGAAGCAGAGAUUGAAGAGGGUAUGGGUAUAUUAAGCGAAGCGAUGGAGAGUGUUUGGAGCAAAGACGAGAAGAUUGAUGGCACUAAGGGACAGGAAGAGAUAUAGUAGAGGAACCUCAUACCGGGAUUGAAGAUCCUUGCCCGGCGUUGUGGGUUUUUUAAGAAGAUCUGGUACUUUUGGGAAUAGAGAAAAGCUUCUUAUUUCCACGUAUCGUCUUCUCU
Messenger RNA from Lindgomyces ingoldianus, 1618 nucleotides. Its product is annotated as acetylornithine aminotransferase mitochondrial precursor. Bases 45 to 1502 code for a protein of 485 amino acids. Gene Ontology annotation, cellular component: mitochondrial matrix. NCBI's taxonomy places the organism in Eukaryota, Fungi, Ascomycota, Dothideomycetes, Pleosporales, Lindgomycetaceae. Gene Ontology annotation, molecular function: transaminase activity; identical protein binding; pyridoxal phosphate binding. The record is from RefSeq and is a predicted model, not a curated record. The transcript is spliced from 3 exons. Gene Ontology annotation, biological process: arginine metabolic process.